GCCGCCGAUGGUUUCGCACAUGAUGGGUCGCAUGAUUAUACGGACCCUGCGCGUCAGUGUGGUCCGUGGGAUCAAGCUGUGCACAAACUGAAGAGCGUUCUCACUACAGCAUAUUUGGGCGUGCUCGCUGCGCCCGGUGGACGUCAGCGCGCUUGCGACGGCUGUGAGAGAAACUUCACACGUGCGAGGCUGUCACGGGCAUAGAUCUGCUGAGCUGCUCCUCGCAGCGCCGACUGACAUUCUGAAACCUUGUGCGAAAAAAAGAUAGGUGCCGGCGUUUGCGAGCACUGUAAAAUAUCGGAGAUGUGAACGGAAACAUGUGACAAUCGUUUAGUUAUGUGCGUUGCUCGGUGCGUCGACUGCUAGUUGUCCAGUUUUUACCGCGUCAGCUGGGAUGAAACCCACUUUGGCAAGAUGGGCAGCUGGUACAUCAACCGGACAUUCUUCUUUGACGUCCACCCUCCCUUGGGCAAGAUGCUCAUUGCACUUGCCGGCAAGCUGACGGGGUACAAUGGAACGUUCCCUUUUGGGAAGCCGGGAGACAAGUACGAGGAUCACAACUACGCUGGAAUGCGUGUCCUCUGUGCCUUGCUGGGGAGCAUGGUGCCUCCCUUCUGCUUUGUGAUUGUGUGGGAGCUCUCGCAUUCCCUGCCUGCUGCUGUCCUAGCCUCAUCGCUGGUGAUCUUUGAUGUUGGACUGGUGACACUGUCACAGUACAUUCUGCUGGACCCCAUUCUCAUGUUUUUCAUCGUUGGUGCCUUCAUGAGCAUCGUUGUCUUCAAGGCACAGAAGGACAGGCCAUUUUCCAGAAUGUGGUGGACCUGGCUUGUGGUCUCGGGCAUUUUUUUAUCCUGUGCCAUAAGUGUCAAGUUCGUUGGCCUCUUCGUGGUCCUUCUUGUCGGCUUUUACACGGCCUAUGACUUGUGGGAGCUUCUCGGAGAUUUAGAAAAGCCUCUGGUUCUGGUGGGAAAGCACUUUGUGAGCAGAGCCGUGUGCCUCAUUGUGCUUCCUGUGUGCCUGUACAUGCUCUACUUCUAUGUGCACCUACACGUGCUCUACAAGAGUGGCAGCGGAGAUGGCUUCUUCAGUUCUGAGUUCCAGUCCCGGUUAAAAGGCAACUCUCUGUACAUGGCCAGCAUGCCUAGAGAGGUGGCAUAUGGUGCUCAGAUCACACUGAAGAAUCACCGGACGGGGGGUGCCUAUCUCCACUCGCAUUGGCACCUCUAUCCUGAGGGGCUGGGAGCCAGGCAGCAGCAGGUGACAACCUACUCCCACAAGGAUGACAACAACAACUGGAUCAUCAAGAAAUAUGACCAGGAACCCAAUCCCAAAAACAAAACAGUGGAGCUGGUUCACAAUGGCGACCUGAUUCGUCUCGAGCAUGUGGUCACAACUCGCAACCUUCACUCGCACAAGGAGCCUGCACCUGUGACAAAGCGGCACUACCAAGUUUCCUGCUACGGGGAGAAUGGCACCGGUGAUGCCAACGAUGUCUGGAAGGUAGAAGUUGUCGGUGGUACGCCGGGCGAAGUGGUACAGACAGUCACCAGCAAGCUGAAGCUCAUCCACUACCUCGUCGGCUGUGCCCUGCAUUCACACAACAAGCAGCUUCCCAAGUGGGGCUAUGAACAAAUGGAGGUCACAUGCCACCCCAACUUGAGAGACAAAAACAUUGUGUGGAAUGUUGAAGACAAUCACUACCCACACUUGCCAAAUGUAAGCUUUGAGGCGUAUGCCCCUGGAUUCCUGAAGAUGUUCUUGGAAUCACAUGCAGUUAUGCUUCAGGGUAAUGCAGGUCUCAAGCCUAAAGAGGGUGAAGUGACCUCCCGCCCUUGGCAGUGGCCUAUCAACUACAAGGGCCAGUUCUUCUCAGGUGUCCAGUACCGCAUCUACUUGCUGGGCAACCCCGUGAUCUGGUGGGGCAACCUGGUCUUAAUGGCACUUUAUGCCGUCAUCCAGCUGUACGUGCUGGUGCGGCAGAAGCGAGGAUACCUGGGAAACCCAGAGACACAAGACCGUGACCGUCGCCUCACCCAAGCUUCGGUCUGGCUCGUCGUGGGCUGGGCUUUGCACUAUCUGCCCUUCUAUGGAAUGGGCAGAGUGCUCUACUUCCAUCACUACUUCCCUGCACUCAUCUUCAGCUCUAUGCUCUCGGGCGUGGUGCUGGACUACAUCCUUCGCGCGGUGCCAAGCUUCCUGCCCGAGAACAUUAGGCUGUCAGCGCACCACUGGAUCAUGGGCUGCUAUAUUGCAGUCAUUGUGUACAGUUUCUACUUGUUCUCACCUCUCGCCUAUGGUAUGGAUGGUUCCAUCUCAGUCCAUGAAAACAGCACAAUGCACGGGCUGCGGUGGCUUGACACAUGGGAAUUUUGAGCUUAACUUUUUUUCAGUUCCUGUAGGAGUCACUGCCGAAACCCAGUGUGUAUUAUAAAUGAAUAAUAAAACGAUUAAACGACAUUAAUAUAUUGCAA
Molecule: messenger RNA, 2471 nt
Organism: Dermacentor albipictus
Lineage: Eukaryota; Metazoa; Arthropoda; Arachnida; Ixodida; Ixodidae
Gene: tw
Product: Protein O-mannosyl-transferase 2
Biological process (GO): protein O-linked glycosylation via mannose
Cellular component (GO): membrane; endoplasmic reticulum
Molecular function (GO): dolichyl-phosphate-mannose-protein mannosyltransferase activity
Source: RefSeq, a predicted model, not a curated record